Drosophila ficusphila is the source of this 1458-nucleotide messenger RNA. It is a transcript of the gene SF2, whose product is annotated as serine/arginine-rich splicing factor 1B. The transcript is spliced from 4 exons. The coding region runs from base 127 to 885 and encodes 252 amino acids. NCBI's taxonomy places the organism in Eukaryota, Metazoa, Arthropoda, Insecta, Diptera, Drosophilidae. The record is from RefSeq and is a predicted model, not a curated record. Gene Ontology annotation, molecular function: mRNA binding. Gene Ontology annotation, cellular component: nucleus; ribonucleoprotein complex; cytoplasm.
ACCGCGGAGACGGUCAUACUGCGUCGGCCAUUUGUCUCUGUGAGUGUGACAGAAAAAGUUCUGUGAAAAUCGAACGAGAAUUUCAGCGAGCAGGGCAAAUUAGAACGUCUGAUUAAACUGGAAAAAAUGGGUUCACGCAACGAGUGCCGCAUCUACGUGGGCAAUCUUCCCCCAGAUAUCCGCACUAAGGACAUUCAGGAUCUGUUCCACAAGUUUGGCAAAGUUACGUUUGUGGACCUAAAGAAUCGGCGUGGGCCGCCAUUUGCUUUUGUUGAGUUCGAAGAUGCGCGCGAUGCCGAUGAUGCGGUGAAGGCACGCGAUGGAUACGACUAUGAUGGGUACCGCCUGCGCGUGGAGUUCCCGCGAGGCGGAGGCCCAGGCAGUUAUCGCGGCGGUAACCGCAACGACCGCAGCCGCGACGGCGGCGGUCGCAUGGGUGGUCGUGGACCGCCGGCCAAGCGCUCGCAGUACCGAGUAAUGGUCACAGGAUUGCCCGCCUCCGGGUCGUGGCAGGAUCUCAAGGAUCACAUGCGCGAAGCUGGCGACGUCUGCUUCGCCGACACCUACAAGGAUGGGUCUGGAGUGGUAGAGUUCCUACGUCACGAGGACAUGAAGUACGCUAUCAAAAAGCUGGACGACUCGCGCUUCCGUUCGCAUGAGGGCGAAGUUGCCUACAUUCGGGUGCGCGAAGAUAGCGGUGACAACGACCGUGGUGGCGGCGGUGGCAGCGGAGGAGGUGGCGGCGGCGGAGGCGGAGGCCGUGACUACCGCGACAGAUCGCGCUCACGCUCAUUCUCGUCGAGACCGCGUCGUCGGGGCACACCCACCUACUCCCCAGUGCGACGUCAAUCUUAUUCCAGGUCUCGCUCUCGCUCUAACUAUUAAACACUACCAAGCAUUAUCCAUUAAUCUAUAUUUCUACGAGCAGGAAUUAUUAGGAAAAGCAAGAUAAAUUAAGAAGCCCAUUCAAUAAUUGUUCAAGACCCCGCAUACAUGUCACUUUGUAAAUUGACUGCCCAAACCAUCAGCCAGUUAAUCAAGUUUGAUCAUUCAAGUUCGAAAACUCUCACCGAAGCCAACUAAUUUUAAAACCACUUGCUUUUCCACCUGUAUCACAAGUUCUGAGAAGCAGAAAGGUUCUCUUAAAUUUUAACUCAUCGGGCAUAAUUUGACAAAAACAGUUCAAAAAUGACAACUUUAAACCAGGGAAUUUUUUUUUGGCUACAACUUGGGCAUUCCUUGAUUUGCUGUUGUAUUAAUUUGAGCCUUUGCUCUGCCCCUGCACACUAAAAUUAUAUUAUAAACUAUAUUUUGGCUGCAAAUUCACCAAGCAUAAUUUAUUAGAAUCUACCUUAACGAAACAAGAAACAUCGAUACAGAAUAAAUGUCUAUAAUGAGAGAAUGAAAAGAGCAGAAACCCGAACACAAAACGCAAUGUCAACCACAUUGAUAAACAAA